UAUGUUCGGCCCCUCGCGUGAACAACCAAUCAUAUUUUACAUGAGUACUUCGCCUCAACCAAUCAGCUAACACAUGGUUCUUCUCUCAAACAUGUCGCCCAUGAAGCUGUGUGUUCCAGGUGACAAAUUAUGCAGCACGGAGGACUGUAUGCCCGGCACUGGUGUGUAUCUUCGGCACGGCUACAUAUAUUCCUCAUUAGCAGGCUACGUCAUCAAAAAAAAUGAAGGAGAAGAGGUGAGGGACAUGAUGGAUGUGUUUCGGAGUACCUGUCUAAAAUUACCUGUGAUUUCAGUAGUGAGGGAAACAGAAACUCAGCUGCUGCCAGAUGUGGGAGCAAUUGUCACUUGUAAGGUGACCAGCAUAAAUCCCAGGUAUGCCAAGGUUCACAUUCUGUAUGUAGGCUCCACGCCGCUGAAGGACCGCUUCAGAGGGACAAUCAGAAAAGAAGAUGUACGUGCAACAGAAAAGGACAAGGUGGAGACAUACAAAAGUUUCAGACCUGGUGACAUUGUCCUUGCAAAAGUGAUUUCUCUUGGUGAUGUCCAAUCUAACUAUUUGUUGACAACUGCAGAAAAUGAACUGGGAGUUGUCGUUGCACACAGUGAAGCAGGUGCUCAGAUGAUUCCCAUCAGCUGGUGUGAAAUGCAGUGUCCAAGGACCCACGUCAAAGAGUUCCGCAAAGUGGCAAGAGUGCAGCCUGAGUAUCUGCACGCGUGACAAAGGUUUUCUUGCGCACCUGUAACACACAGCAUUCCCACCAUCCUACACACAGUGUUGUCCAGUCGUCCCAGCUCUUUCAGACAUUUCCUGAGUGGACAACACGUGAGUUGUCAUUUAGUGUUCUGUCAAAAGUCUUUUUUUUUUCCUGCAAAUUGUGUCAAACAAGAGCAGCAAAAGACUAAAUCUCUCAACUCAAGACAUUUUCUAAAAUAUCAUACAGCUGUGGAGAAAUACUGCAGCGUCACAUUAUACUACUGUUGAGUAUUACAAAUACUGGGGUAAAAAGGAAAGGAAACAGCCAGAUAUAUCCCUACUCAGGACAGUGGCUGCAUCAUCCAUCCUCCAUGGAAGGUGUAGCUCAUUUUAUUAACUGACAGUAACUUCUAUGUCUGAGACAACUUUCUACUUCAGAGUAAAAAAGAUGUACGAGGUAUACAUGACCACGAAGGGAUUGUAAAAGUUGGGAAAUGUGUUUGAUAGAGCCUCUUGUGCAAAUGCACUCAAAAUGCAGCUACUGUGCACAAAGUCAAAUUUCUUUUGCUUGCAGCAAGAGGAAUAAAAUGGCCCAUGACCAUUAAAGGAAAAUGUUACCAUUG
Messenger RNA from Cynoglossus semilaevis (tongue sole), 1317 nucleotides. RefSeq names its product exosome component 1 (gene exosc1). Gene Ontology annotation, molecular function: RNA binding. Lineage: Eukaryota; Metazoa; Chordata; Actinopteri; Pleuronectiformes; Cynoglossidae. Gene Ontology annotation, cellular component: cytoplasm; nuclear exosome (RNase complex). The transcript is spliced from 8 exons. The coding region runs from base 74 to 718 and encodes 214 amino acids. The record is from RefSeq and is a predicted model, not a curated record. Gene Ontology annotation, biological process: RNA processing.